UAAUAAAACCCACGCUAGUAGCGUCGCCGCUAGGAAUCGCUUCUUCCCUCCUCGCACGACCAAACCCAUCGUCGGCACCUCCUCCACUUGUUCAACUCCUUUCCCCUCGACCAAAAGAUAUCCCUCAGCUCUUCGAAAUCACAAACCACUUCCGGAAACAACAACCGGCAGAUACGGGAGCGACGCCGACGCCGACGCCGCACCAGUUCCUCCGUUCAUCAUGGCCUCUGUUCGCCGGACCCCGUAGCUUCAGAUCGACCUCUCACGUACGUCCUAUAGGCACUGGCGGAUCCAGGGGGUGGCCACCCCAGGCCCCGGCCCAGCCCUCCUCUGGAUCCGUAGUUACUAUAGUCCUUAUGAAAUUUUUGAUUUUAGACAUUCGAGUCAGUGUUAUUCUAUGUUAAAAUUGGGUUUAACUAGAAAAAUUAUCAAGUUGGACAUAUUCAAAUCACUACUCUAAAUUUAGCCUAGAAAUUUUAGCCCCAAAGAUUAUGCGUCUAAAAAAAUGUGAUAACUGAUUUGCUCAAAAAAAUGAGCGAUGAAUUUCUCGUCGAUUGCUCGUUUCAACAGCUACUACGAAGAGAACAUUUUCAACAAUGAAACAUGUGAUAACUGAUUUGCUCAAAAAAAUGAGCGAUGAAUUUCUCGUCGAUUGCUCAAGUAUUUUAUUUGAAAUAGUGUAUACUAUUGGUAUGGAUGUAGGCUCCAUUAUUGAUGCAUUCCCUAAAUUAAAAUACAGUCGUGUACAAUUUACAUUGCAAAAAACUAUAAUCAUUAUAUUUUUUUACGAUUCUAAUUUUCUAAUAAAAUGCGGCCCAGUGCUCUUCUGUGUUCUGGAUCCGCCGCUGCCUAUAGGUAAGGACGAACUCCCUAACUCUUCCAAUCCGAUAAUGGCGUUGACGGUUAUAAUUAAUCACGCUGACUAAGCAAUUGAUGGAAGGCUUCAAUUACGUUGGUGCAUGUCUAUGAAUGGUAUAUAUCUAUUAAUGUGAUGGGCAAUUGACGUGGGUCAUGAAUAAUCAUGUGCAAUUAGCCAUGGGGUAACUACUAACACAUGUCAGUAAACUGGGAGUUCAUGCAAGUAUUCUUUACACGUAAUAUGGAAGCUUGGCAUCAGGAGAGACUUUAAAAGGGAAAUCAUAACUAGCUGGGUUAAGGAGUUGGUCGAGUUGUAGGCUGUAAGUGGGAGGUUUAAUUGACUAAUAUUUUGGGGCACUCACGCGUAGCUCUUGGAAUCUCAUCAACGGCGAGCUUUCGCGGUUACUUCAAGUAGGAGGUUCACAUCGAUCAGGAAGUUCCACCGUAAAUUAAGGUGCGUGGUUAGAGGGGACUAGAGUAGUUUUCGUUAUCAUGUAUUUCAGUUCUUGCUUUAUGUUUCUGUUCUUGUUUAUAUUUGGUCAUUCCUUAUAUGCUUUCUUAUUAAGUUAAUUUAUUUACGUUUAGUCUUUACUUUAAGUAUGCAUAGCAUCAUGAAGUAUAAGUAAAAUACACGUUCAAUUAUAAGUUAAUUACGUGCAAGUUAAUAAGCUUGUAUCUUCCCAUUGUGCGGGAGAUCAUCUAUGUAAGCUCAACUUCUCAAGUCAAGUAAGAAAGUACAAGAUUAACUAUGUCUCUCCAUCGUGUGAGAGGUUGUUCAAGCAAGCACGUACAAGAUAUCAAGUUAACAAGUAAGAAUAAGACCCUCUCUUAACUAGUCACACACGGUCACCUUACUCCUUGUAGAUGAGGAACACCUUGUAGAUGAGGGGUCAUGAUAUGUAUGUCACGAUCGGUGCCGGACGCGGUCACCACUACUCCCUGUAGAUGGGGAGGUAUGCUAUGUUACUCCUUGUAGAUGAGGUGGUUAUGUUCAUGAUACGUUGGUGCCGGACGGAUGUGCUAGUUAGGUCGAGGGCGGGAUACCAUUUCAAGUUAAGAAAGUAGAAAGUAUUAUACGCAAGAAUAUGUAAACAAUAAUACACUUUUACUAAUGUACCCAAUAACGUACCAUAAGCAUUGCAUGUGCAUGGCUUUCAAUUUAAGUAUAAUAACGAAAUUAGGAUUAGGACUGACCCCAUCGCUCGCACUCAUGAGGUACAAGAAAGCAAAAGCAUUCAGACCACUAGUCAAGAGAAAGCUGUUGCAUGGGAUGUCAUCGUCACAAGGGUUAGUGAUUGCAAAAGAUUCCAAGUGAACUGUUUCACUUUUGUACUUUUAUUAGUAGGCUUGAGACGGAUGCUCAUUUAUGAUUUGUUAAGAGGGAUUUCCUACGGUGAUUUAAAAUUAUUUUUCUGUAUUCUUUCCAUUUUGAGUUAUCUUUAUUACUUAAGGGUAUUUUGGAAAAAUUAGUGCUCGGCCGAGCAAGGGUGUUACACCAAUCCCACCCAAGCAAAAAAAAAAAAAAUCCCUAAUCCUAAUCCUUCCAUUCCCAAAAAUUAAACCCCUCUCCUUUCUUUGUCUUUUACCUUUCCUCUGCGGGAGACGAUUCUGCUGCUGGUGCGAUUUUGGUGGCCACUGUAGUUCUGCAGAACAAAAGAAUCAAUCCCACAUUCCCACUCUAAACACAACAAUCCCUCAAUCCAACCUAAAAACUCCUUCUGUCUUUCGCUGUGGCGCCAACUUUUCCCAAGUACCCGCGCCAAAAAUUGGAUUCUUCUGGGCGUUGGCUGUUGUUCCGACCUCAGCGACCAUCGCUAUAGCCCAAACAAAUCCAGGAUGCUGCAUAUUGUCUUGGCUUGAAUAUUCAGAAGUGAAGGAUGUUGCAUAUUGUCUUCCAUGCUAUCUUUUCACAAAAAAGCCAAAUGCUCAAUUUGGGAGAGAUAUAUUUGCAAAUGAGGGCUUUCAGAAUUGGGAAAAGGUUAAAAGUGGGGCUGAUUGUUCUUUCAGGAAGCAUAUUGGGGACAGUCCAAAUUCUCAUCACAACAAUGAUGUGAGGAACUGUCAUGCUUUAAUGCAUCAUCCUGGGCACAUCGACAAAGCCAUGAAAAACAAACUUCAGACGAAGUAAAGAAGAAUAUAACUCGAGUGAAGACCUCAAUAGAUGUUGUUCGUUAUCUAGCAUUGCAAGGAGUUGCCUUCAGAGGUCGAGAUGAGACUGUUGAUUCAAGAAUCCUGGGAACUUUAUUCAGCUUCUCAAAUACACACGUUUCUAUGAUGAAGAAGUAGAUAGUGUUGGGUUGGAGAAUUCUCCAAAGAAUGCAAAGUACACAUCACAUGAGGUUCGGAAGCAAAUCUUGCAUAUUUUAGCCAAGAAGAUCAGAAAGCAUAUCUUUGAUGACAUUGGAGAUUCUAAAUUUUCGAUUAUUGUGGAUGAGGCAAGUGAUGAAGGCAGACAUGAACAAAUGGCCAUUUUUCUUCGCUUUGUUGAUAUUGAAGGAUUGAUUCAAGAGCGCUUCCUUAAUCUUGUGCAUGUCAAAGACACAACAUCAAAGACUUUGCACUCUACUAUUUGCUUAACUCUUACUUCUCAUAAGUUUUCCCAUCAGAAUCUUCGUGGACAAGGAUAUGACGCUGCUAGUAACAUGUGUGGUGAAUGGAAGGGAUUGCAUGCACUCUUUUUGAAGGAUUUUCCUCAUGCAUACUACGUGCAUUGUAUGGCUCAUUGUCUUCAACUAUCAUUGGUUGCAACAUCAAGAGAAGUGGAUAGGGUAAAUGAGUUUUUCACAAAGUUACCAAAGGUUGUGACUGCUAUUACUGGUUCCACAAAGCGCCUUGAUGAGUUAGAAGAGUUUCAAGAAGAUUAUUAUGCAAAAAAGCUAGCAUCAGGUGAAAUUGAGACAGGAAAAGGUACCAAUCAUAUUCAGAAUGUACAACGAGCUUGUGAUACUCGAUGGAGUUCACAUUUGAGUUCUGUUGCUAGCCUUAUCCAUUUGUAUGGUCCAAGUUUUCGGGUUUUGGAGAAAAUAAGCAAUGAUUGUGCUCACUACAAAACAAGGGGGAUGCUAGUACAGCUUUGAGAAUUAUGGAAUCAUUUGAGUUCAUCUUCAUUUUGCAUAUGACGAAGGAGAUACUAAGCACCACUGAUUUGCUUUGCAAAGCUUUGCAACGUAAAUCUCAAGACAUUGUAAAUGCAAUGAGGUCAGUUGAGACUACUACAAAGUUGUUGAACCAAAUGAGGAAUGAAGAUUGGGAUUCUUUGUUAGCAAAAGUCACAAAGUUUUGCCAACAACAUGAGAUCAAUGUUCCUGAUCUUACUGCUCCACAUUAUGAAAGUCGUCGACGACGGGAUGGCAUCACAAAUGAACACUUUUAUCAUUUUGAUGUGUUCAAUGCCGCCAUUGAUGUGGAGAUAGAGGAAAUACGAGCAAGGUUCGAUGACAAAGUACUUGAACUUCUGAAGCUUAGCUCAAGUUUUGAUCCUCAGGAUGGUUAUAAAGCUUUCAACAUUGGUGCUAUUUGUGAUCUUGUUGAGAAGUACUACCCUCUUGAUUUUUCAGAAAAAGACUUGGAUGACUUGAAGUACGAAUUGAAGCACUUUCAAGCCUAUGCUCCUACUCAUCCUGAACUCCGAAAUCUAUCAUUAGUUGCUGAAUUGUGUCAUGGUUUCGCAAAGACGGGAAAGUCAAAGGAAUUUAACCUUGUUGAUAGAUUGAUUCGUCUUAUUUUGAUUCUUCCGGUUUCAACCGCCACUUUGAACGUGCAUUUUCAGCUAUGAAGAUAGUGAAGAACAGGCUGCGGAACAAGAUGAAUGAUGAUUUUCUAGCUGAUAACUUAGUUAUUUUUAUUGAACGAGAGAUUGCAGAAACUUUUAAUUUAGACGCUAUUUUGAGUGAUUUCAAUGAUCUUAAAGAGCGUCGUGUACUAUUGAAAUACAAUUAGUAAUUUUGU
Molecule: messenger RNA, 4806 nt
Organism: Linum trigynum
Lineage: Eukaryota; Viridiplantae; Streptophyta; Magnoliopsida; Malpighiales; Linaceae
Source: the annotation of a GenBank genome assembly